AUGGAAAAUUUGAUGACCCUAGAUCACAAGCAGAAGAUGGCAUCGUUGGCGCCGCGUCUGCAGUUCUUCAUUCGCAUGAUUCCGAAUGGCAACUGCAUAGUGAUGCAAGGUUCUGCUGAAGAGAGCGUGAAAUCGGUCUACCAAAGGGUCGAGAGUAGAACUAGAAUUCCAAUUCAUGACCAGAGAUUGAUUCAUGCAGGGAAGCAGCUCCGUUGGGAGCAAAGACUCGGUGAUUGCGGCAUCCAAAACGAUGCCACCCUUCAUUUGGUGGCCUACUUGCGCAGCGGAGGAGACAUAUCUCGACAACGUGUCGCGGUGGACGACAUGUUGGACCUUUGGCACCUCUCCGAUGAAGGGAGCAGUACUAAGGAACAUUGCGUGAAAAUGUUGUUCAAGCUUAACGCCUUGGACGAUUUCAUGUAUAAAAGGGGUCUAAAGGGGCUGGUUAGUCUCUACCGGUCCGAAUCAUCACCUCACAAAGCCAUGGCCGAUUUCACCAUCAGAUUGUUCUUGGACGGUUGCAACUCCAUGUUCAAGAAAGGUUUACAUGCUUGUUGCCUUCGUACGGUGGCAGUGUUUUGUGAUCUGCUUAGAAUAUAUGCAGGGGAUGAUUGCGAUCUUUACAAUUCUUUUAUGACUUGUCUCAGGAUUGUGCUGGAGGAGUGUGUCGGUGAUAUAAAUCCCAAUCGGAAGGUUCUAGUUAAAAGUGUUUUGAAUUAUGUUGGUGAGAGUGUGAAUUUGGUGUUAAGGGAUUUGGAUAGUUGUUUUAAGAUCAAGAUCCUUGAGUUAUCGUUGAUGUACAAUUUCCAGAAUCUGAUUGCAUUCUUAGUUUGUUUAAGGGAUGCAAUCAAGGUUAAGGGAAUGCAAGCUUGGGAGACCCAGUCUGGGACUAAUGAGGAAGAUGAUGAGGAACCAUUGCUUGCAAAUGAGAUUUACCACCUUCGUCUUAUGUACAGUAAAUUAUUAUACAAAAUGGAAGAAGGCUUUCAGAAAAUUGAGGAUGACUUGGAUAACGUGAAACAAUGGACUAUGAAGUGGGUUCAUUACUUUACGCUAUUAAAGCAUAUGUCUGAACUCUCUAAGCUAAUAGACGGUGCUGAAGAGAUGUUUAGGGAAUUUUUGAUACACAGAGGGCGAAAUUUGUCUGUGCUAGUUAUUUUGUACACAACGAGAGGUGAGGGUCAUGAGUGGAUUUUGGAGCACAAAAGUGCGCUAAACUCCGCAGCUAGAAGGCAAUUGGCAGUAAAUUCAUUUCCUAGUGAAGAGCAUGGAGAUGAGGAAACGCAUCACAUAUUUAUUGACCGGUCUAAUCUACUUGCUGAAUCUUUUCGUGAAAUAGUGCACGCAAGGCUUGAAGCUUUGAGGUAUGACCUUUCUGUAAAUUUUUUGCAUGAGGAAGGGGCAGGAGAGGGUGUGGAGAGGGAGUGGUUUAUUUUGGUGUGUCAAGAAAUAUUUAAUCCGCUAAAUGCUCUUUUCGUGGCAUGCCCAAAUGACUGCAGAAGAUUUUUCCCUAAUCCUGCAUCCAAAGUAAAUCCUCUGCACCUUGAGUACUUCACCUUCUCUGGUCGCAUUAUUGCUUUAGCUUUGAUGAAUGAGGUGCAAGUGGGCAUUGCUUUCGAUCGUGUGUUUUUCAAGCAAUUGGCUGGAGAGCAUAUUACUUUGGAAGAUAUACAGGAAGCAGAUCCUUACAUGUACAGAAGCUGCAAGAAAAUAUUAGAGAUGGAUGCAGAUUUUGUUGAUUCAGAUGCUUUAGGACUUACAUUUGCUUGGGAGGCGGAGGAAUUAGGACACAAGAAAGUGAUUGAGCUUUGUCCGGGUGGUGAGAGCCUUGUAGUGAAUAGUAAGAACAGACAGAAGUAUGUUGAUCUUCUUAUACAAAAUCAAUUUGUGUCAUCCAUCUCUGAGCAAGUAUCACAUUUUUCCAAGGGCUUUGGUGAUAUCAUUUUCAACUCAAAGCUCCGACAGUUCUUCCAGAUUUUAGAUCUUAAAGAUUUUGACAGGAUGCUAUAUGGAGAAGAAAAUGCAAUUUCUGUUGAAGAAUGGAAGGCAAAAACUGAGUAUGUUGGCUAUCGAAAGACUGAUCCUCAGAUAUCUUGGUUUUGGGAGGUUGUUAGGAAAAUGUCAGCGGAAGAAAGAAAGAUUCUUCUAUUUUUUUGGACAUCUCUGAAAUAUUUACCAUCUGAAGGUUUCGAUUGUUUGGCUCCUUUAAAAAUUUGCAGAUCUAUGGAACCAGAUAAUCAUCUUCCUUCAUCACAUACAUGCAUUUACCAGCUUCGUUUGCCCCCCUAUUCAUCUAUGGCGGUCAUGCAAGAUCACUUUACAACGAUCACUACUCAAGAAUAUGUUUACUGCACUUUCGGUUAUUAUUAAACUAGUAUUUAGCCCGUUUGUCCGUGCGAUGCAC
Molecule: messenger RNA, 2404 nt
Organism: Lotus japonicus
Lineage: Eukaryota; Viridiplantae; Streptophyta; Magnoliopsida; Fabales; Fabaceae
Product: E3 ubiquitin-protein ligase UPL5-like
Exons: 3
Coding region: 1-2370 (789 amino acids)
Biological process (GO): protein polyubiquitination; positive regulation of protein catabolic process; proteasome-mediated ubiquitin-dependent protein catabolic process
Molecular function (GO): ubiquitin-protein transferase activity; protein binding
Source: RefSeq, a predicted model, not a curated record